Panicum hallii is the source of this 964-nucleotide messenger RNA. RefSeq names its product probable WRKY transcription factor 57. The transcript is spliced from 3 exons. The coding region runs from base 25 to 687 and encodes 220 amino acids. The record is from RefSeq and is a predicted model, not a curated record. Gene Ontology annotation, molecular function: DNA-binding transcription factor activity; sequence-specific DNA binding. NCBI's taxonomy places the organism in Eukaryota, Viridiplantae, Streptophyta, Magnoliopsida, Poales, Poaceae. Gene Ontology annotation, biological process: regulation of DNA-templated transcription.
UUCAUAGUCUGCCGCUGUCGGCCCAUGCACAUGGCGCUAGCGUCCUGCGACUCGCUCCCCGCAGCAGACGCCGCCUGCUUCUUCCCGGCCAUGGCGUACCACCACCCGUGCGACGGCGGCGGCCUAGCAGCAUCCGCCUUCUACGGCGGCGCCAGUGGCCCCGCGGCGGCUUUAUUCACCGGCCUGGCGCCGCCGAGGCGGCAGCCUGACGCCGCCUUCGAGUGCUUAUCGAAGGAAGACGUCUCGUCGGUUGUGCCUGGCACGUUCGGGACGCCGCCGCCGCGGAUGCCGGUCGAGCAGGCCGUGCCGGACGCCUCGGGCUACGCUCACCUUGCCAGGGGUACGGCCGCCGUGGCGGGGGCAGAAGGGUCGUCGACGAGGACGACGGACAGGAUCGCGUUCCGGGUGAGGUCGGAGGAGGAGGUGAUCGGCGACGGCUACAAGUGGAGGAAGUACGGCAAGAAGUCCGUCAAGAACAGCCCUAAUCCAAGGAACUAUUACCGGUGCUCGACGGAGGGCUGCAACGUCAAGAAGAGGGUCGAGCGAGAUAGGGACGACCCCAGCUACGUUGUGACCAUGUACGAGGGGGUGCACAACCAUGUGAGCCCCGGCACGAUCUAUUACGCCACCCAGGACGCCGCCUCCGGCCGCUUCUUCGUCGCCGGGAUGCAUCAAGCCCUUGAUUAGGCAGCGCGUGUGGUAGCGUAAGAUAGACACACGCACGCUGACUGUCCUGGACUCCUGCUGGUUAGGGUGGACAAACCUACUCGAGAUGGAACCUAACAUAUGACAUGUCGCUUGUAAUAUCUAACUGGUGUCCUCCCGUUUAUCGGCUAGACAAAGUUAAGGGCAGGGCCCGCUGAUUUUGUGCUACUAAUUGUAGUAUCUGUGUGUCCAGAAACGCGUGGCAGAUUUCCCGUAUAUGAAAUGUGGCUUAACUAGACUCGCUUAGUUUCCUUUCUAA